GUUUUUUUGUUUCUUGUUUCUUCUUUCUUUUUGAAAACUUCUUUUUGUAUUAUUACGUACAAAUAAUAAUAAUAAUAACAAUAAUAAUAAUUCAUUAAAUGAAUAAUGGCCGGGUGAGGAGGCGACUGCCGACGAGAUCAACCUUCAAUUCAAUCUCCCUCUUCCAUUUCUAAAUCAUAUAUAUAUAUAUGUAUUGAAGAUUUCAAUCAUUUCAUCCUGCCCUUUUCAUAUUUGAUUUUUGUAUUUGUUCCUGAAAUUUGUAUUCUCUUCUUUGUUGGUUGGUUGGUUGGUUUUACAUCCUCUUCUUCUCUUUGUGUUUUUUUCUGGUUAUUGUUUUCUUCACCAAAGACUAGGACUUUUUUGUUUCCAUAUACUUGUUCCCCUCCCGUGAGCCGAGGCGGUGUAAGCCAAAGGUGCUCGUCGUACAUACACAUCCAACGACAAACCCCAGGGGCGCAGAGACGGCCGUGUACCAAAUGCAUUUGUCCUUUGACUCUCUCCUUGUAUUGCCAUUGCUCAAUUUUGGGAAUUCGGAUUUAUCUUGAGAUGGUCUUUAGGAACAACACUGUUUUCGGAUAUGACUUCUUCGGUUUAGUUUGGAUUCAAUACUUUCUGCAAUGCAAUUAGUGUCACAUGAUAGUCGCACGGAGGAUUUUUCAGAAACGGAGCCCAUCUUAUCUCAUCAGUCUUACUCGGAUGCAGAGAGGUCUGAGGAGUCGUCGACGCGUUCAAUUGAAAUAACUGUCAGCGGUGACGUUUCUGUAACUUUAAAUGAAUCGCCGAAUCCUGAUCCCGAUGAGAACUGUUCCCUUGUACCUGCGGACCAACCCAUUUGUCGCAUAUGCCUUGAUACUGGAGGAGAGGAUUUGAUUGCACCUUGCCAUUGCAAAGGCACUCAGAAGUACGUCCACAGAUCGUGCCUUGAUAAUUGGAGAUCAACUAAGGAGGGGUUUGCUUUUGCUCACUGUACAGAGUGCAGGGCAGUAUUUAUAUUACGGGCAAAUGUUCCACCUGAUCGAUGGUGGCUGAGGUUAAAGUUCCAGUUCCUCGUCGCAAGAGACCAUGCCUUCAUAUUCAUUACUGUUCAGCUGAUUGUUGCAUUUUUAGGGGUGCUGGUCUAUAAGUUCUAUGGGGAGGAACUAAGGGAGAUGUUUGGUUACGAAGAACAUCCAUAUGGCUUUUAUACCAUGGCAGUCCUGGCGGUUGUGUUGGUUGGCUUGCUUUACGGUUUCUUCAUAGCGAUAAUAUGUGGACAGAGGAUCAAUGAACGCCACUACCACGUACUUGCCAAACAAGAGUUGACAAAGGAGUACAUAGUGGAAGACCGGGAAUCUAAUAAGAACAUCCCGGAACUUGAUCCCAGCCAUGUCACCGAACUACGGAUGCUGGGUCUUUAUUAAGGUGAUAAAUUAUACCCACAUAUGCUCCCUCGUCUUAUUUGCAUCCUGUUAUAGGAAAGUCGUGCUUAGUGAUUUCUGGCUCUUAUCCUGGCCAACUCUUAUUUCAGAAUCAACUUUCUGAAUAUCUCUUUGAAUCUGAUGAAAACCUAUGAUUCUGCAGCAAUAUAAGAAUUGUAGAUAGUGUCCUUUUUUUUUACCUCAGAUUGAAAUUCAAAGUAAUCAAGUUUUUAAAGUAGCAAGAGAAAGUAGGAUGAGAUACGAGCUUUGAAUGUUCUAUGUAUCCUUUCUAACUUUCAACUGGGAAAAUAUUGCAUUGUUUUCAGGUUCUUUGGAUUGUGAUUAUAGAUGUUUGAAAUUCACACAAAGCAAGAUCUCAAGGUGGGUUCCUAGUGCAACUUAUUGCUACAUAGUUCAUAUCAUACCAGUGACCCGUGAUGCCGAUAUUCCUGUUUAUGUAAACCCUGGCUGUCUUAAGGAAAAAUCCUCAACAUGGCCUGCAUAGUUUCCAGUUUAAAUUUCCUUCCCCCCCCCCCCCCCCCCCCAACAAAAUACACACGCCGGGGUUAUGUGAAUUCUGUUAUUUGGUGAUAUUUUUUAUCUGAAUUCUUUUCCAACUUUUUACGACAAUACACCUCAUAGUUGUACCUGGAGGCUUCUUUCCUGGUGUCUGUGUUCAUCAGUUUUGUUCUCAUAGUUGUACAUUGAGGCUUCUCUCGUGGGUGUCUUCACAGACAUCUUUUCAGCCGUUAUCUGGGGUCUACAGUUUUCAGACAAGGUGUUGAUGUAUUGUGAUUGUAGCUGUUGUAUUGUUUUUCAGUUCUUAUGUUUAGCAAGGUAGACUUGCUGAGCAUCUUACAGAAUUGAAAGUGAAAUUUGCAGAGUAAAUUCAGUCAAGUUCCUUUGAUUCGAACAGAGUUUGUGCUUCAUUGAUCAUGGUGUGGUGAUCUCAGAUUUCAAAGAGAUUGUAGUAAAAGAUUGUAGUAAAAUAUGCAGUGGAAGUUAGCUCAGGAACUCCAGUAAAUUUUUGUGUUUAAAAUCAAAAUGAUCAUGAUUUUUCAUUCCAUAAGGUACACAAGAUGGUGUUCUUAGCAUUCCUAUGUUAUGAACAAAUCUAAAUUUUACAUUCAUAUAUUUACAACAUGAUCCAUUAUAAAUGUACACCUAAACCUUGGCCUCAGUGUCAACUCCCAUCAGUGAGUUCAUCAGGAUAAAGCACCUGUACAAUGAUGUGCACCUGUACAAUGAUGUUAUAAUCUUUAAUCAUCACCCAAGUCAAUAGCAAAAUCACUGCCGGUCCAUUCAUUUCAACAUUCCAGGUCUUCUGAAGAUAACUCCUCUUCUGCUUCAGCUUCACUUUCAUCAGGAGAGUC
Messenger RNA from Oldenlandia corymbosa var. corymbosa, 2770 nucleotides. The record is from the annotation of a GenBank genome assembly. NCBI's taxonomy places the organism in Eukaryota, Viridiplantae, Streptophyta, Magnoliopsida, Gentianales, Rubiaceae.